This is a messenger RNA of Lithohypha guttulata, 276 nucleotides long. RefSeq lists its product as uncharacterized. Gene Ontology annotation, biological process: endoplasmic reticulum to Golgi vesicle-mediated transport. The record is from RefSeq and is a predicted model, not a curated record. Lineage: Eukaryota; Fungi; Ascomycota; Eurotiomycetes; Chaetothyriales; Trichomeriaceae. The transcript has a single exon. The coding region runs from base 1 to 276 and encodes 91 amino acids. Gene Ontology annotation, cellular component: endoplasmic reticulum membrane; Golgi membrane; COPII-coated ER to Golgi transport vesicle.
AUGCUCUUCCUCUUCGGCUUCGGCAAACUCAUCUACAUAUCCGUCCUUCUCCUUAACGCAAUCGCCGUCCUCAGCGAAGAUCGCUUCCUAGCCCGCAUAGGCAUGGGACGCUCAGCAAUGGCACAAGAAAACGUUGGCUUCGGCGGACCCAGACAGGACCCCGAGUCCGUGAAGAGCAGACUGGUUAAUUUGAUAUCGAGCAUACGGAUGGUGACGCGGGUACCGCUGAUAGCGGCGAAUGUGUUGAUUAUUGUGUAUGAGAUAUUACUUGGUUGA